AUGGCGCCGACGCCGGCCGUGCCGCCGAGCAAUGCGCUGUGGUUGACCUUUAUCGGCGCUUGGCGCGACGAGGCGCGCGAGAGGGGAUCCAAGGCGGCGCAGACGUUUAACAAGGCCUACCGCUCGCUGGCGGCAUGUCCGAUCCCGUUUCAGCAUCCGUGCCAGACGACACAGCUGGUCGGCAUCGGUCCGACGAUUGCCUCGAGGCUCGAGCAGGAGCUCCAGAAGUGGUGCGACGAGAAUGGCGAGACGAUGCCAGAGAGGCCUACUGUUUCCGCCGGCGGGUCCGCCAGGAAGACCGCCAAGGCCGCUGCCACCUCCAAGGCCACCAAGACGACAUCCAAGGCCGACGGAAGGGGUGCGCAGCAGGCGGUCAAUGGCGGCGACGACGGCGACCAAGGCAGGGACGGUGGCGCCGGCGACGAUGGCGACGACGACGACGACGAUGACGACGACAGCAGCUCCAACGGCGACGGCGAUGGAGCAGGAGCAGCCGCGGCUGGGACAAAGAGGUCCAACGCAGCCAAGCCAAAGGCAGCUGCGAAGAAGCCUCGCGCGCCGUCAAAGAAGGCCUACGUCCCGCAGCUGCGCUCCGGCGCCUACGGCCUCAUGCUGGGCCUCUUCUCCAGGACGCACAGCGGUGUCGGCGGCGAGGAAGUCUACCUCAGCAAGGACGAGCUGAUCCAGGCGUCGCAGCCCUACUCGGACUCGGACUACGUCAACGGCGGCGGCGGCGGCAGCCGCUCCGUCAUCAGCGCAUCCAUCGCCCUGCCCCACUCGUCCCAGGCCCCCUCGAGCCGGACGGCGCCAAAGUCGUACUACAGCGCCUGGAACAGCAUGAAGACGCUCAUCACAAAGGGCUACGUCUACCAGACGGGCAACCCGCCCAAGUUCUGCCUGAGCGAGCAGGGGUUCACGGUCGCAGCAACCAUGGCCCACGAAGCCGGCGUCAAGCAGGCGGAUGGCGCGGGCCGCGGCGACAGCAGCAGCAUCCUCAUCGACGAGGCGCCGCCGCCCAAGCCCGGUCCAUCGAGGCUCGCACCAGCUCGACGCAGCGCCGCAGCUUCGGCGGACGAGGCCGGCCCCCCGACUCGCUCGUCGGGGCCGCCCGCUUUCCGCUACGCAUACCUGCUCGACGGAGAGGCGUCGAGAUUGGUCCUGUCGCGCUCCGACGCCGCUCAGCGGCCAAGCCGAUCGGGCGCCGAGACGUGCUACCGGAUCCGCUUUCCGCGCAGCAUGAGCGGCCACGAGACUGCCGCCCACUUCGUCGAGCUGAUCGAGGAGGACGAGAGCGCGGACGACAUGCUCACGGGCUACCUCAGAGAGGCCAAGGCCGAUCCAGUGGCGCCGGGGCUGAAAGGCUCGACCGAUCCAGUCCCGAAGCCUGCCUCUUAUCCCGUCCUCGACCCGGCCCCCGAUGUGGCCCCUCGGCCUACGACCAAGCCCGCCUCUGGCCAUGCUGUGGAGUCCGACCGCCCGGUCGCCGCGCGCUUCGAAGAGACCUUGUCGGACGACGACAUCGAGGCCGAGCUGGCCAGGCUGGUCGAGGGCAAGGCCAGCGCAGCGGGGACCAGCAAGAUGGGCCCACAACGGCGCGUGCCGCGACUUUCGAGUAUCAUCCCUGCGCCGGGCGCAGAGUCAAGCUGGCACAGCCGCCUGCUUCCGCCGCCUCGCACGAGCAGCAACCAGAGCGUCACGCCCGGAAGCGUCGGCGGAAGCGGAAGCGGCAGCGAGUCGACAACGGCACCAGAGCUCCAGCCCAAGGCUAGCGGCAACCAAGAGAGCAACGGCGACGACGACAGCGACGCUGACGGCGAUGCCGGCGGCCUCGUUGCCGACGUGCAGCUGGCCGAGCCGGACGAGGUGACUGUGGCGGCGGAAGAGAGCUUGCUGGCCCCGACCAAGGGUGCUCCGCCGGCGAUCCCGGCGUUCGAUCCGAUCAAGAUGCCGCGGGGCUCGUUCACCAUCCACUUUAUCCUCGACAACCGCGAGAGGCGGCACUCGCGCGACGUGCGCGGCAAAGUGUCGCUGGCCGGCGCGCUCGAGGCCAAGGGCGUCGCGGUCGAGGUGCGUGCGCUGGAGCUGGGCGACGCCAUCUGGAUCGCACGGCGCAAGGGCGGCGGCGGCGCCGAGGGCGACGAGGUGGUGCUCGACUUUGUCGUGGAGCGCAAGCGGCUCGAUGACCUGACCAGCAGCAUCCUCGACGGGCGGUGGAAGGACCAAAAGUUCCGCCUGUCGUCGUCCGGCCUGAGCCAGGUCGUCUACCUGAUCGAGGACUACGACGUCGACAACCAGAUGCGGCGGUUCGGGGAGCAGAUCCAGACGGCGCUGAGCAGCACGCAGGUGGUCGACGGCUUCUUUGUCGAGCGCACCGCCGGGCUCGACGCCUCGAUCGACCACCUGGCGCGCAUGGACCGCAUCGUGCGCGAAAUGUACGGCGAGGCGGAGCUGACGAUCCUGCCGGACGCCGUCGUGUCGCGCUCGACGUACACGCAGCUGCAGGGCGAGCUGCGCGCCGCGCGGCCCGACGUCACCUACCUGACGACGUUUGCGGCGUACCAGUCGCUCAACGGCAAGAGCGCCAGCCUGACGCUGCGCGAUGUGUUUGGCAAGAUGCUGCUCUGCGUGCGCGGCAUGAGCGCCGAAAAGGUGCGCGAGGUCCUCGAGCUGUGGCAGACGCCGCGCGAGCUGUGGGAGGCCUACGAGGCCAUCGAGAGCGGAGCGGGCAGCAGCGAUGCAGGCGGCGACGGUGGUGCCGGUGGCGGCGGUGGCGGUCAAAGGGGAUCCAAAGGCGGCGCGGGAAGCAAACGGAGCGGCAAAGGAGCUGGCGCUGGCGGUCACGAUGCGGCGACGGCGGCAGGAGCGACGUUGCUCUCGAGCCGCGUCAACCCGCCCGAGCAGCGCAAGAAGAUUGGAGCGGCACUGAGCGCCAAGACGCACGCCGUCUUCCGCAGCCGGUCCUAUGCGGCCUGA
Molecule: messenger RNA, 2973 nt
Organism: Pseudozyma flocculosa PF-1
Lineage: Eukaryota; Fungi; Basidiomycota; Ustilaginomycetes; Ustilaginales; Ustilaginaceae
Exons: 2
Coding region: 1-2973 (990 amino acids)
Biological process (GO): double-strand break repair via break-induced replication; DNA catabolic process; mitotic intra-S DNA damage checkpoint signaling
Cellular component (GO): Holliday junction resolvase complex; nucleus
Molecular function (GO): crossover junction DNA endonuclease activity; 3'-flap endonuclease activity; DNA binding
Source: RefSeq, a predicted model, not a curated record